CUCCCCAUUUCUCAAAUUGUGCAUCCAGUAGACAAUGGGCAUUCGUGUGACAGACAUGGUCAUUCAUGCUAGGCAAAUUAUCCGGAGACAUAAAAGCAGGUCUCAUUCCGUCUCAUCUUAUUCAGAACCAACAUCAACGGCAGCAUUGGAUGUUCCGAAAGGCUAUUUUGCGGUUUAUGUCGGAGAGGAAGACAAGAAGCAGAAGCGGUUUGUGAUUCCGAUAUCCUACUUGAACCACCCUUUGUUCCAAGACUUGUUGAAUCAGGCUGCAGAAGAAUUCGGUUUUGAUCCUCCAACGGGUAACGGCGGACUUAGAAUACCUUGCAGUGAAAGCCACUUUCUUGAUCUCACUUUCUGUUUAAAUAGAUAAA
This is a messenger RNA of Rosa rugosa (rugosa rose), 371 nucleotides long. Its product is annotated as auxin-induced protein 15A-like. NCBI's taxonomy places the organism in Eukaryota, Viridiplantae, Streptophyta, Magnoliopsida, Rosales, Rosaceae. The transcript has a single exon. The record is from RefSeq and is a predicted model, not a curated record. Gene Ontology annotation, biological process: response to auxin. Bases 35 to 370 code for a protein of 111 amino acids.